UGGUCUUCUCUCCACACUGGAGAGUGCAAUACAGAUAUUCAGGUAACCCUAACAUGACCAUCAUGCUGACAAAUGCAAACAAAACAAUGUUACAAAACAAGACCACGGACAGAGGCCAUUUUGGAUUUGUAUGAUACUCUGCCACUCUCAGAAAGAGAUGAUUUCAAAUACAUGUGAGUUUUGGGGGUUUUCUGUUUGUUUUUUAGCAAAAGUAUAGAUGACCAUGCCUUGGGUGUUUGCUAAUCAGCAGAACAUUUUCAGUUACUUUGCUUUUCACUUGCCCAUAUCAGAGAAAAGCAGUAUUAUGGAUACAAAAUAAAAUUGGUAAGACAACAUUAAAGUUUUGCUAAUUUACAGGCAAAUAAAGAAGCGUCUCCAGAUGUAGGUUAAGAUAUAUUGCUAGACAACUUCAACAUGGCCGAAGCAAGUAGCGCCAAUCUAGGCGGCGGCUGUGAGGAAAAAAGGCAUGAGGGGUCGUGUCCACAGUCUGUGCCACCCGGCACUACCAUUUCGAGGGUGAAGCUCCUCGACACCAUGGUGGACACUUUUCUUCAGAAGCUGGUCGCCGCCGGCAGCUACCAGAGAUUCACUGACUGCUAUAAGCGCUUCUACCAGUUGCAGCCUGACAUCACACAGCGAAUCUAUGACAAGUUUAUAGCUCAGUUGCAGACUUCUAUCCGGGAGGAAAUCUCUGACAUCAAAGAGGAGGGGAACCUGGAAGCUGUCUUGAAUGCCUUGGAUAAAAUUGUAGAAGAAGGCAAAGACCGCAAAGAGCCGGCCUGGCGCCCCAGCGGGAUCCCAGAGAAGGAUCUGCACAGCGUCAUGGCACCCUACUUCCUGCAGCAACGGGACACCCUGCGGCGCCACGUGCAGAAACAGGAGGCUGAGAACCAGCAGCUGGCAGAUGCCGUCCUGGCAGGGCGGAGGCAGGUGGAGGAGCUGCAGCUACAGGUCCAGGCCCGGCAGCAGGCCUGGCAGGCUCUACACAGAGAACAGAGAGAGCUGGUUGCUGUGCUGAGGGAGCCUGAGUGAGGAGACCGCCAGGCCCAGAAGCAGAGGGCAGUCAAGGUCAAGAGCCUGUGGCCAGCAUGCCUGGCCUGGGCGGCCUGCCUCUGAGAACGGCUGAAAUGGUGCCCAGUCCCUCAGCAGUGAUGGAAUUUGCUAGAGGACUAGGCCAGAGAAAGCCUCAUUGCCACUGUGCCUUUGGGGUACCCUUGGGGUUGGACAUACACCCCCUUUAGAUUCCUCUGUUUCUUCUACCUGGAUAAUUCUUGGCCAUGUUCUCUCUUCUCUAGGUUCAGGUCAGCUUUGCCCCUCCGCCCCACUCCUGCUGGUUCCUGAGCCCUUUUCCCUGGGCCUGGCUUGGAGAAUCUGUUUUCAAUCUCCACUGAUUGCCCCCUUGCUGCCCAGCCCAGGGGCCUUUACCAUGUUCUCCCCACAUCCGUAAAUAAACUUCCUCCACUACA
This is a messenger RNA of Macaca mulatta (Rhesus monkey), 1466 nucleotides long. NCBI's taxonomy places the organism in Eukaryota, Metazoa, Chordata, Mammalia, Primates, Cercopithecidae. The record is from RefSeq and is a predicted model, not a curated record.